CCAUCGCCUCUACGCAGUCAAUGUAGCAGACGCUUUUUCUGGGAUCUAUUCUAUUUUUUGUCAAUUUUAUCGCUACUGGUUCUGGCGAUUGAGAAAAGGAAGUGGUGGCUUUAUAUUUUGGUGGCGGUUUUGUUAUCCGCUUAUAUAUGCCACCAUUGCUACAGUUGAGGGUGUGCGCAUCAUUGAAGCCGUAGAGAGUAAAGGUGUUGUUGAGAGCGAGACCCUUGGAGGAAGUGAGAAAGGGUGUGGGUCAUCUGUUAUCCUUCUCUUAUUAGUGGUUGCCUGAAAAUUGUAAUGCACAAUCACUCUCAAAACGCCGUCCGCAAUGAACAAAACUCAUUUUGGUAGCAAUUCUUCUUUUUCCUUCAAUCUUACUGCACUUUUCAUAGCAAGCCAUUAGCGUCUCUGCAAUACUUUACACUCCUCUGCUCAUUCAUCACAUAACGAUCCGCCUUCAGACACUCUUUGCACUGCCCAACGCAUCACCCAAAAACCAAUAUCCGUUCUGAAUAAAGAAAGACCCUUGAUCCAAAUGCGACGACCAAAAAUUAUGCCCACAAGGUCAUCUCAGUCCGAUAUAACCGACGACCCUCACUCGAUCCCACUUGUACCGAUCAGAAGACAACCGCGCGAUGAGCCGCCACCAAUGCCAGUACGCAGACCGGAAAACAACAUUCUAGGUGACUUGCCACCCGCCUACGCUCAUUUCUCUGCCCCUGAAAACGAAACAGACAUCAGACGAUUAUACGCCGCCGCUCAGCGCGAUAUCCAAGCGACAAGCCAACCACUUCCUCCAACGACAACGCCUCAAGCCGCUCCCCACCAAAUGGCUACCUACCAAGCCGUUGAUGUGAGCCGGGAGAGCCCACCAGCCUGGACUCCCUGGGUUCUCGUCUCCUUGAUCGUUCUAUACAUCUGUCUGACGGCAGCUCUCUUCGCGGUUGCAGAAAACUUGGCCGUAACACGGGGCGAUCCGAACUAUCGCUACAUCCACCUGAUACCGAUGUCGAUGAUUUUGACGCCCUUUGUGAUAGCAGUUCUGGUGGAUUGAUAGUAAGAUGACUUCGU
This is a messenger RNA of Periconia digitata, 1068 nucleotides long. The record is from the annotation of a GenBank genome assembly. Lineage: Eukaryota; Fungi; Ascomycota; Dothideomycetes; Pleosporales; Periconiaceae.